UUCAAAAGUAAUUGAUUGGAUUUUCGUGUUAAAUACAUUAAAUUUUUGCUUCUGGAGGAAUAAAAAUGACAACCAUUGGGAAGUAAUGGGAGAAAGUGGUUAUUUUGCUUUGUGUGCUGCUAUUAAACGAGGAUUAGAGGAGUCACACUAUAAGUUUUAUAGUUAUGGGACGUACUAGAGCGAGUUUAACAAUGCUAUGGUUAUACGCUUCAUUUCCGGGCUCACUUCCUCCUGCCUCCCCCCUAUCUUCACAACGGAACCAAACGUUUGACGACGACAGUGGACAAUAACGAUGAUGAUGAUGAUGAUGAUACUGAUGCUGGAGAAACAUUUAUAACACCUAUUUCAAAUGAAAUUGAGAGUGAGUUAGUGCUGCUAUGCAAUGAUGGUCCCAUUUGCGCGCAGAAGCAUCGAGCCAGUCGAGCUUCGCUUCUCGUCAAACAAACAUCUCUUUAUUAAAAGUCUCUCUCUAUCUCCUUUUGGCAAAAUUUUCGUUUUUAUUAACUUAAAAUUAGUUCUAAAAAAAUUGACAAUUAUCGGAAAUUUGAAAAUUACAAUCAUUUAUCACACGACAUUAUUUUUUUCUUUUUUCUUUUUUUUGGGUCUAUACUAAUCGAUAUACUUAGACUCAGAUAAUAUACAUAUAUAUACGCGGAACACAGCUGUUCAUAUACUGAACAAGUUACGCACAAUUAUUUUUUUCACCCCUUUCUAAUUUUUCCAAUUUAAGAAAAAGAAAAGAAAAUUGAAAAUCCCGCGCAUUAUUUGAAAAACAUUUUUUAAAAAAUCUUUAAUAUUGAGAGGAAAUUAUCUAAAUUACAAUGAAUUAUAUAAAUUUCUAUUUUAUAUAGGAAACAAUUAAAAAAAAGAGAGAUUAAUGACGAAGCUAAAAGAAAAAAAAAUACAGAAUAAAUAUAAUUAUUAAUCUAUUUUGAUGAGUCCACCUACCUUACCAGCAUUAAUAUAUUUGAAUGAAGCCUAAGAAUUUGUAAAUAGAUCUAUAGAACCACGUGGACCUAUUUGUUUUUGUUAGAAAAACAAAUAAAUAAAAUACAUCGACAAUAAAUCGAGGUCUUAAAUAAUAAUCUUUUGGGAGCAAGUAAAAGAAUAUUUUAUGAAAAACAUAAAAAUACACGAAAAAGAUAAACUCAUUGUGAUAAGAGAGCAAACAGAGAUCAGACGUAUAUUUUCUUAAUGUGAAUAAUAUUUUUAAAAAAAGUGUCUUCAAGUCAGAAUAAUACUAGAGUACAGGAAAAAACUGGAAUUUGUCAUCAUUUUUUUUGAGCCUGUAAUGAAGUUUUAAAAUGUCAAAAUCAACAACAGAAUAUGUUAAAGCCGUUGAAGGCGGUAUAUCACCAACCCAGGCAGUCGAAACGAAAAUAUAUAAAAGAAGAUGGUUAAUAUUGGGAAUAUUUGUCCUCUAUAGUGCCAGCAAUGCCAUGCAAUGGAUUCAGUUCAGUAUUAUUGCAAAUACAGUUGCAGAAUAUUACAAUGUAUCAACAUUUGCCAUCGAUAUGACGAGCAUGAUUUUUAUGAUUACAUAUAUUCCAUUUAUUUUUCCAGCAAGUUACCUUUUAGAUAAAUUUGGCCUUCGAUUUGCAGCAAUUUUUGGUGCCGUUGGAACAGCAACUGGUUCAUGGAUAAAAGUCUUUAGUGCCGUUCCCGAUCGAUUUUGGAUUGGAUUUUUUGGCCAUAGUUUGGUAGCAAUUAGUCAAACAUUUAUUCUUUCGGUACCUGCACGUUUGGCUGCCGUUUGGUUUGGACCAGAUCAAGUUUCGAGUGCGUGCAGUAUAGGAGUUUUUGGAAAUCAGUUGGGAAUUGCAAUUGGAUUUUUGUUUCCACCGAUGUUAGUUCCAGAAAGUAAAAAUCCAGAAAUCGUUGGCCAAGGAUUACGACUUAUGUUUUAUAUAGUCGCUGCAUUUACGUCCAUAAUUUUAGCCUUAAUUUUAAUAUUUUUUAAAGCUGAACCACCACUUCCACCGAGUCCAGCACAAGCGGUUCAACGUGAUGCUGAGGAUAGUGAAACUUUUUUCCAAUCAGUCAAACGUCUAAUGUCAAAUAUUGGUUAUCUAAUACUUUUGCUAAGCUAUGCAAUUAAUGUUGGCAUUUUUUACGCUAUCAGCACACUUCUCAGUCAAAUUCUUGAGAAGCAUUAUGAGAAUUCAAGCAUGGACGCUGGCAGAAUUGGUUUAACAAUAGUUUGUGCUGGAAUGCUGGGAUCAGUGAUGUGUGGAGUUGUUUUAGACAAAACACACAAAUUCAAGGAAACGACUCUUGGUGUCUAUUUAUUUUCAUUAGUUGGAAUGAUCAUUUUUACCUUCACACUUGAUUGUGGAAAAAUUUACGUUGUCUAUGUCACUGCUGGAUUAUUAGGAUUCUUCAUGACAGGAUAUUUACCUGUGGGCUUUGAAUUUGCUGCUGAAUUAACAUAUCCCGAACCAGAAGGUACAUCAGCUGGUUUAUUAAAUGCAAUGACACAAGUUUUUGGCAUUGCAUUUACUUCACUUUCUGGGUUUUUAAUUAAAGAAUGGGGUGAUUUUUGGGCAAACAUUGGUCUUUGUGUUACUCUUACACUGGGAACAUUUCUCACAAUGAUAAUUCCCAAUGAUCUCAGAAGACAAAAUGCCAAAUUCUAAAAAAAUAUUGAUAUUUAAAAGAAAAAAAAUAUAUCCAUAUAGUAAGUUAUUCAAUAUGAAAUUUCGGACAAUAGCACGCAAGUGCAAGUGCUUGCCAAACGUGCCAAUUUUUUGAAUUUCAAAAAAAGAAAAAAAAUUAUAUCCAUCGCUGAAAACGAUGAUGAUAUUAAAUAUAAAAAUAGGGUCAUUCAUUUUCUUUGAAAAUGAAAAAUCGAGACAAUAAUAGAUAAUGAACAAAUUUAAAAGCCUUUUUUUAGAAUGGAAACAUGAAAAGUAAUCAUGUCAGUUUUCUCGUAUUUUCAUUUUAAUAAUCUAAUUUUUAUAAAAAAUGAUAAUUAUUUUCUAAUUCUAUAUAUAAAAUACGUUUCAAUACAUAUUUUUUGACAAUAAAUGAAAGAUGUAAUUUUUUUUGACGAUUUAAAAAUGAAAUUUGAUUAUUGACAUGAUACUUAUUGCAAAAUAAUUUUUGAAUACCAUUCUUAUUUUUACAAAGGAAAAAAAAAUAUUUUUUAAAAUUCAAAUAUGUAUAAUGAAUAUACAUAUUUAUGAAAAAAGAGCUGCUCAAAAUUUGAAUCGAAUCGAAUUUUAUUCUGUUUUUAAAAGCGACCUUUUUCGCUACUUAGAUUUAAAAUCAAACAAUUUUAAUUCGAUUUGAUUCAUUUUGUACAGAUGAAUAGUUAUUAGAAAAAAGAGAGAGAAUUAUAUUAAAUAAUAAUAAUAAUAAUAAGAUUAAAAGAAAGCACAUAUAUAGUGGAAGUGUGUGAUUAAAACAGAAUAAUUAUGUAAAAGACAAAAAAUAAUGUGUCAAUCGAAAAAUAAUUGUCCAAUAUCGAAAUACCGUAUCUUCCAACAGACUUACGUCUAAAUUAGCAGGAAAAAACCAUUAAAUAUAAAAAAUAUUCUACAAAUGUUAUUAUUGGUCCAGGAGAUCAAUUUUUAAAUAUAUAUGUGAGAAGUUUAAAAAAAUAUUUAAGAUUUGUUAACAAAACGACAAACAUUUUUUUCAUAAAAUGUUUCAUUGUACAAAAAAAGAAAAUAUAAUUUUUACAUUCAAUAUUUUUAAUUUUAUUACAUAAAUGGUUAAAAAAUUAAUAAAAUGGUAAAACUGUCGAAAAAUAUAAAAAAUACUGACAUAAAAAUCUACCUUACCGACUGAUGGUAAAGCAGUUUUUUUUUUUGAAAAAUGAAAAUAUAAAAAUUACCGAUAUAGAAAUCGGCCUUACCGACUGAUGGUAAAACAGUUUUUAAAAUAAAAAAUUACCGACAUAGAAAUCUACCUUAUCGACUGAUGGCAAAACAGUUUUUUGGAAACUGAAACUAUAAAAAUUACCGGCCUAGAAAUCUACCUUACCGACAGAUGGUAAAACAGUUUUUAAAAAGAACAUAUAAAAUUUUACCAUCAGUCGGUAAGGUAGAUUUCUAUGUCGGUAAUUUUUAUGUUUUCAUUUUUCAAAAAAAAAACUGCUUUACCAUCAGUCGGUAAGGUAGAUUUCUAUGUCGGUAAUUUUUAUAUUUACAUUUUUCAAAAAAAAUGUUUUACUGUAAAAUAUAAUUUAAGUGAAAUUAAUUGCAUUUAACAAUCAAUAAUAUUGGAAAUAACAACAAUUAAAAAAAACAAUGUGAGUAAAAGUAAUAAUAUAUAAUUAUUUGUUUUGUACAAUGUUACAAUCUUUUAUUCGGAAAUUUUUUUGCAGUUUUGUUAACGACUCAAUUUUAAAUAAAUAAAUAAUAUAAUGAAAAGAG
Molecule: messenger RNA, 4379 nt
Organism: Leptopilina boulardi
Lineage: Eukaryota; Metazoa; Arthropoda; Insecta; Hymenoptera; Figitidae
Exons: 11
Coding region: 1305-2636 (443 amino acids)
Biological process (GO): heme export; transmembrane transport
Cellular component (GO): membrane
Molecular function (GO): heme transmembrane transporter activity; heme binding
Source: RefSeq, a predicted model, not a curated record